AACUUUGUUGGAGAGUCCUGCCUUUCACUGCCUGGAUCAUUUUAACAGUGUGCCAAAGAAGGACUCCAUGAAAGAUGACAGAAGAAGUUAUUGUUAUUGCAAAGUGGGAUUACACUGCACAGCAGGACCAAGAACUUGACAUCAAGAAAAAUGAGCGUCUUUGGCUAUUAGAUGAUUCUAAGACAUGGUGGAGGGUAAGAAACGCGGCCAACAGAACGGGAUACGUGCCAUCAAAUUAUGUGGAGCGAAAAAACAGCUUGAAGAAAGGUUCUCUGGUUAAAAAUCUAAAAGACACAUUGG
Acanthisitta chloris (rifleman) is the source of this 300-nucleotide messenger RNA. Its product is annotated as cytoplasmic protein NCK2-like. Gene Ontology annotation, molecular function: actin binding. Lineage: Eukaryota; Metazoa; Chordata; Aves; Passeriformes; Acanthisittidae. Gene Ontology annotation, cellular component: plasma membrane. The transcript is spliced from 2 exons. The annotation marks the transcript as partial. Gene Ontology annotation, biological process: Rho protein signal transduction; regulation of Rho protein signal transduction. The record is from RefSeq and is a predicted model, not a curated record.